GUGCCACAACCCGCGCGAGCGAUUGAACAUGGCGGAAGCUGUCUCCUCAGCGCCUGGUGGUCCGCGGGGUUGUGCGGACGGGAAGGAUGCGGAUUCGCUGGAGAAAGUCAGGGAGGACACGAUGAGAAACCACAUGCAGCCGGGGGACCCUGCAGGAGAAGACGACGAGGAGGAGGACAUGGACCUGGUGGCGGAAGCCGAGGCCGUGGCCGCGGGCUGGAUGCUGGACUUCCUCUGCCUCUCUCUCUGCCGGGCCUUCCGCGACGGCCGCUCUGAGGACUUCGAGCGGACCCGCGACAGCGCCGAGGCUAUUAUUCAUGGACUAUCCAGUCUUACAGCUUCUCAGAUGAGAACUAUAUACAUAUGUCAGUUCUUGACAAGAAUUGCAGCAGGAAAAUCCCUUGAUGCACAGUUUGAAACUGAUGAGCGUAUUACCCCCUUGGAAUCAGCCCUGACAAUUUGGGCCUCAAUUGAAAAGGAAAAUGACAAACUUCAUAAAGAAAUACAGAAUUUAAUUAAAAUUCAGGCUAUAGCUGUUUGCAUGGAAAGUGGCAGUUUUAAGGAAGCAGAAGAAGUAUUUGAAAGAAUAUUUGGUGACCCAAAUUCUCACAUGACUUUAGAACGGAAGUUGCUGACAAUAAUCUCUCAGAAAGAUACAUUCCACCCCUUUUUUCAACACUUCAGCUAUGAUUGCAUGAUGGAGAAAAUUAAGACUUAUGUGAAUUAUAUUCUAGAUGAAAAAUCAUCAACUUUUCUAAUGAAGGCAGCAACAAAAGUAGUGGAAAAUGGAAAAACAAGAACAAUACAUGCUAAAGUUAAGCCCAAUAGUGGAAAUAAUGACCCAGAAACUGAAGUUAAUUUGGAUAAAGAAAAAAGGUCUCACAAGAAUCUCUUACUUAAGUUGAAGCAUGGAAGCAGGCAACAAGAGUUUAAUGAGACAGAGAAAAGAGGGGGAACGCUUCAAAAUGAAAAACAGAAGAGAGGAGGAAUAGCCAAUCAAAACAAGAGAUAUAUUUCAAAUAGCCCAGUAACUGCUGGAAAACAGAAACUUAGGAAAAAACAGGCAUGGCUUUGGGAAGAGGACAAGAAUUUGAUAUCUGGUGUGAGGAAGUAUGGAGAAGGAAGCUGGGCUAAAAUACUAUCACGUUAUAAGUUCAACAACCGAACAAGUGUCAUGUUAAAAGACAGAUGGAGAACUAUGAAGAAACUAAAACUGAUUUGCUCAGACAAUGAAGACUGAAUGUGAUUGCCAGAGCUUUAUUAAAAAGACUGUAAAAUACUUUUGACCACUACAUGUUCUUUAAAAUUUGGUGGAGAUUGAUAUAUCUUAAAAUUAUUAUUUAAAGCAUUAUUUUUCUGUGAAAAUUUAAUGACAAUUUGUGCUAUGGUGGUAAAGUUACAAGCCAUCAUUGUACUCAAGAAUGUUUAUGCAAUAUGAAUACCUUGAACUUUACUUUCAAUAUAAUUCCAUAUCCUCUUUUAGUACAAAAGUAAAACCAGAUAAGAGAAAAUAAGUAUUUCUAAGAGGGGAAGCAUGGAUUUUUAUUUACUUACUCUGUCUGUAGGCUAACCUUAACCUUAUAAGAUGCCAUGUAAAAGUGAAUAUUGAGGUUGUCCUUCAAUAUGAAAUAAUUAUUUGACUUUUGGCCUAGUAUGUUACUUACUGAAACAUAUGUUAAUAGCAAUAUGAAUAGCACAACCUAUGAGUUUUACCUUGAUUUUUAACCUUAUCUUGAUUUUUAUUUCAGCAGUUUCAUGCCAAGGAAAAAAAUAAUACUACCUAUAGGACAAAAUUUGUACACAAAGCUAACAAAAAUAGCUUAGUGUUUCUCUUAGGAAAUUUUACUUUUGAGUUUUAAAGCUUAAGGAUGGUUUCAGAUAAAACUUCUUUAAAAUUGAUACAGUGUUGUGAUUCUUUAAUUUAAUAUGGCAAUGUUGAACAUAAACAGUAUUGUUUAGAUGCUUAAAUAUGUAUUAACCAUAUGUUUACAAAUAAUAACAAGCAAGGUAAGACAUAGCUUCCUAGGCAGUUUUGAGUUCACCAACAGUUUACUCAUUAGAAAAUGUAGUCACAAAGGCUAACAAUUAUCUAGUAUUUUGAGUUUUAUGGUCUUUAUGUAGCAAACAAGUGAAAAUAUUUAUAUAUUUACCUAAAAUCAUAUUUUAUAAUAUUUUGUUUUCCAUUAAAGUUUCAUGCAUUUUUUCCUAUUCUUACAUGUAUGCUAUCCUGUAUAUAAACAGAAACCUGCUUAAUAA
This is a messenger RNA of Jaculus jaculus (lesser Egyptian jerboa), 2256 nucleotides long. RefSeq names its product telomeric repeat binding factor 1 (gene Terf1). Gene Ontology annotation, cellular component: nucleus; chromosome, telomeric region. NCBI's taxonomy places the organism in Eukaryota, Metazoa, Chordata, Mammalia, Rodentia, Dipodidae. The transcript is spliced from 9 exons. Gene Ontology annotation, biological process: telomere maintenance. The record is from RefSeq and is a predicted model, not a curated record. Gene Ontology annotation, molecular function: telomeric repeat DNA binding; protein homodimerization activity. The coding region runs from base 29 to 1240 and encodes 403 amino acids.